CCUCAUAAGGUGUAUUUAUUUUUAAAAUUGAAUAGGUAUUAUAAAAAUACAGUUGUGUUGUAGAGCCAUAGAUUGUUUAUGCAUAAAUUUGAAAGUGCUGCAAUGGAAUUCCAAGCAAAACUGUGUAUUAUGUUUGUAGGAAUAAUUUGUUCUACUCUUCUCCAGCUUCUUGACAGUAGGAAGCUGGAUGGUUAUGCGUUCCCGGUGUAUUCAACCGAGUUUUGUCCAAGAAACAGGUCAGAGUGGGAACAAAGGUCAUCAGCCAUCAGCUGUACAGACAACAAUGGAUACAUGUGUCUACCAAACGAAAAUCGCACUGAGCUGUUAGAAUUCUGCUAUCUAUAUCGCCAAAUACUGAUUGAAAAUGACCUGUGUCUAUUUUUAAUCAAACGCUACUCAAGAGUUGACGCACACAACUGCAGAAAUUUUAGGUAUGGAUGCCCUGACUCCACUUAUUUCUCCUCUGAAAUCUUUAAAUACCCAAGUUGUAGUCAGAUUGAAAAUGGUUGUUUUUUGGCAGAUUCAACAUGUAAAAGCCAUAUACCUGAGGAAAAUGUUCAGAAUGACAGUAGAACAACAACUUAUCCUCAGGAAACAACAGAAUUUAUGGAAGAAACAACAAUAUAUAGAAAUGAAACGACGUUACAUAUAGCAAUACAGAAUGCUCAAAGCAACGACAGACAUUCUUUGGUCACAUUUGCUGCUUUCUUAGGAGUUCUCAUUCCUAUAAUUGUCACAUUCGUGCUGUAUAUUUUCUAUAAAAAAAGAAGGUCAACACGAUAG
Molecule: messenger RNA, 783 nt
Organism: Magallana angulata
Lineage: Eukaryota; Metazoa; Mollusca; Bivalvia; Ostreida; Ostreidae
Exons: 6
Coding region: 79-783 (234 amino acids)
Source: RefSeq, a predicted model, not a curated record